GGGACUACGGUUCGAAGCGAAGGACGCAGCCGAGCAAGUCAUAGAUACGGGCAGCCUGCUCCGCUUUCAUUGGCGCGUAUAUAAACCAGAGAUCAGAGGUAGAACUCCAUUUCCACUAAAGUUAGGAGGGUCAGCGCAGGGAGAAAGGGCGGGACGGCAGUGAGGGGCGAAGGGAGAACUGGAGGAGGAGGAGGAGGAGGCAGUUGAAGAAGUACGAGCGUCGAUUGCGAUAUUGAUAGGUUUGGACGCCCGAAUACCGCUAAUCUUGGUUCCGCAACCAUCUAGAACCCUCCCUCCGCCGCCGCCCUCCUCCCCAGGGAAAUCGCUGCCGCCGCGGUCGAUCCACGCUAAUGAAGCUGUACGGAGGAGGUUCCGGCCCCGAAACUGGUCUCGAAGAGUCCAUGUGGCGCUUGGGAUUUGGAGGAGGAGGAGACGGGCAGUACCCGGAGAGACCUGGAGAGCCGGAUUGUGCCUACUACAUGAGGACUGGAGCGUGCAGCUAUGGUGAGAAGUGCCGUUACAAUCAUCCCCGCCAUCGUCGAUCAUUGACUGGAGCUGGCAGGACUGGCGCUGUGGAGUAUCCUGAGCGAGUCGGUCAGCCUGUAUGCGAGCACUACAUGAGAACUGGAAAUUGUAAAUUUGGAUCCACUUGCAAGUUUCAUCACCCUAGACAGGAAGGAUCUUCAACAGUCUCAUUGAAUUAUAGUGGAUACCCAUUAAGACCGGGCGAGAAAGAGUGUGCCUUCUACAUCAAGACAGGACUGUGCAAAUUUGGUCCUACCUGUAAAUUCCAUCACCCACAACUUGCUGGGCCCUCUGUCCCGUCUCCUGCGCCUACAUUUUAUCCAUUGGUGCAGCAACUAUCAGUUCCUUCUCAUCAAUAUCCCCCUUAUGUUAAUUGGCAAGUUGCUAGACCAUCAGUGCUGCCUGGAUCAUAUAUGCCAGUGUCUUACCCUCCUAUGAUAUCACCUGGAGUCGUUCCAGUUCAGGGCUGGAACACUUAUGCGGCAAUCCAGGCACAUAUGAACCCUGUAGCAACAUCUUCUGGUCAACAAUCAAUUCAAGUGGGGCAAAUCCAAGGAUUACCAAACCAAGUGUCUUUUACAGAAGCAACUGCAUCUGGACCUCAAAUUUCUUCGUCAUCAGCUGGACCUCCAAGUGCUGGUCAGAGGGAAAUCAAGUAUCCUGAGAGACCUGGGCAACCUGAAUGCCAGUUCUACCUGAGGACAGGGGAUUGUAAAUUUGGAGCCAUGUGCAAAUAUCAUCAUCCCCCAGAUUGGAACAUGCCAAGGACUAGUGUUAUUCUAAAUGCUUUAGGCUUACCCCUUCGACCGGGAGCUCAAACUUGCACUUACUACAUGCAGCACGGCUCGUGUAAGUUUGGACAAACAUGCAAAUAUGAUCAUCCAUUUCUGACUAUGAGCUACAACUCAUCCAUGUCUUCUCUCUCUGAUCUGCCUCCUGCCUCUUACCCUACUGGAUUCCCUGUUGCAGCAUUCGCUCCCUCAUCAGCCAGAGAGCUGCAGCCUGAAUUUAUUUCUAGCCAAGAACAUUUCUCUUUGAGAAAACCUUCUGAAAACUGAAUUAGAGGCCCUGCUACUGCAAUAGUUCAAUCUUUCUGCAAGAAUUUCAGUCUCCAGUUGCUCAUCCAUCCUUAAAUUUCCACUCCAAUCACUAGAGACAACCCAUUCUAGCCAGAAGAUAUGUAGUUGAAGCUGAGAAAAGUUGAAUUUGCUAUUUAGAUUCUUCUUUGAAGUACAGCUGAAGCUCAUAUUUCAUUGCUUAAGAAUGGAAGGGAGGUACAUGGCUUGGUCAAUCUCCUUGCCCUUUUAGUAUUAUCAUUGUUCUCACAGACGACACCAUCACCUUCUUUGGAAAUAAGCUACUGCUGGUGCAGGCAUGGCACUGGCUGGGGUCCUUUUUUUCCCCUCAAUGCAGGAGCAUUUCAUUUAGUUACAAGGCCAAACAAAGCUACUAUUCCCUCUUCCAGCUUUUAUCCCUCCCAAGCUAGGAUCAAUGACUACACGCCUUCCCUCCUCCCUGCUCUAAACAGUUUGUCAAAUCUCUUUACAAUCACACAAUGUGCAUUCCUUCACAGCAGCUGCAGUUGCUGGGUAUUUUGCAGUAGACCUCUUAUUCAUCGUUUUGUCUCUGCCAUUUAUGAGCAGAAUAUUUCGCAACUGGUGUAAUUUAUGAUCAGAACAUCCUCCGGCAAGGUACUGCAGAUAAUUGCUUUCCAUUCUUAAUUUAAUUUCAUCUUGAUGUC
Zingiber officinale is the source of this 2266-nucleotide messenger RNA. Its product is annotated as zinc finger CCCH domain-containing protein 5-like. The coding region runs from base 351 to 1583 and encodes 410 amino acids. Lineage: Eukaryota; Viridiplantae; Streptophyta; Magnoliopsida; Zingiberales; Zingiberaceae. Gene Ontology annotation, molecular function: metal ion binding; mRNA binding. The record is from RefSeq and is a predicted model, not a curated record. The transcript is spliced from 7 exons.